GGUCCAUCCUCUUCCAGCUGUCGCUCCUUUAUCUUUCCAUCUCACUUCUCACCGGCCCUGUUGAUCCAACCUCUCCUCACAUCCUUCUAAGGUUCUGAUUUGCCUUCUCCUCCACGCUCCCCACUCGCUCCCCAACUUCGCUCCCUCGAACUCCAUCUUGCCCGAAUUAUGACGCCAGUCAGGUUUCUCGAGUAGGAGUAACCAUCGGUCUCUCUCCCCGUAUCGUCUUCUCUUCUCCUCUCUUAUCCUUCCCACAUCUGCUCGCAUCAAAUCCCGACAUAUCACCGCUCGAAUCACUCAAGGGAAAUCCGUUCAUCGCUAUCCACCCCUACCGAUACAGAUACACUGCCACAACCAGCCUCCAUCCCGAGUUUGAAUCCCCCUUUUCGCCACAAAAUUAGGACAUCUCUCUCUCCCCUGUCGGGAUUCCACUUUUCCGAACCUACCACGCCUUGACAGUUGCUAUCAUAGUGGUACUUUGAUCCAUCUAAACCGAAUCUCGCCACCAAAGAAUCCAGUCUCCCAUUUGUCCAUUGAGCACAGGACCCCGUUCUUUCAACGCAUCAAAAGCCGUUGAGGAAACCAACUUAAUAGCCUCUUCUCAAUCUUCUCUUUGCUUACGCAACAAAACCGACUAUGAAUCCCUUUUUGAACUGGGCUAUUAUGCUCUUCGUCAGUGGUGGUGUCUUUUGGUAUUAUAGACUUAGAUCCCCGCCCAACGUAAAAAUUACGCCUUUCAAACCUGCCGCUGAGAAACACGAAAACGGGUUUCUCACCAAAAAGGCGAAGCGGAAAGUAAAGCGAUCGCCAGACAGCACCACAAGCAAUGGCAGCCGUACCCCACCUGCCAAGCCUAUCGUGGAGGUUCCAGAGAUCCAAAAGGUGGUUUCCUCUACUGAAAAUUGGGCAGGUGAUGAGGGAAUGAACAACAAGGAGUUUGCCAAGCAAUUCACCAAGGCGAAAGAAGGCACCAAGCUUCCAUCUGCGGAUGGCAAAGCUAAUAAGAACGAAGUCCGCACCAAAACUAUCGUUAGCAGUACUGUUGUGCCGGACAACAAGGAUGUGACAGAGUUGUUCACCCGCACAUCAUCCAGCACGGAGGAAGAUGCGGACGAUGACCUCUCUUCUGCAAACUCACCGGUUGUUAACCCAACUGUGCCAGUGGCAGGCAGCGUCUCCGAUAUGCUAGCGCCUGCCCCAGCAGUCAUACCUCCCCUCCGCCUUGUUAAUAUCCCUCAAGUAAAUGAGCAGACAACAAUGAAAAAGCAAAAGUUGGAAAAUGUGGGGGAGACAAAGAAACAACGCCAACGAAGGCUUAAGAAUGAAAAUAGAAAGGCGAUGGUAGAAGAAUCGGAAAGAGAGCGUCGUAUUCAACUUGAGAAACACCUCCACACGGCCCGAGAACUUGAACGCCGCGAGGCUGCUAAAUCUAAGCCCACUCCAGCCACCAAUGCAUGGCAAACAAGCGCCAUCAACAGCCAACCAAAUGGGCUGCCCAAAUCUGCACCUGCGCCAUCGUCCUCGCCUCUUCUAGACGCAUUCGACUCGACGCCUCAACCCACCUCCAGUCCUUCUGCUACGCCUGAGAGCAUCAAGGCGUCUCCUUAUUUUGAGAGCUGGGCCAACAACUUACCUUCUGAGGAAGAGCAGAUACGUAUUAUAAUGAGUGAAAGUGAGUGGACGACAGUCUCUAGCCGCAAAAAGGAGCGAAAAAAUGACUCCAGGCGAGCCGGAAGUGUGAGUGCCAGUGAUACAAGCAGCUCCGACUUUCAAGCGGUAAGAGAGCCGAGGGCACCGAUAAAAUCCCAGCAACCCACAUCAGCAGCAAAACCAACAACGACAUCUUUGUUUCCCCCAAAUCUAAUCGAGACCUUCAACGGCAAAGGCCAUCCAUUAGAUUCGGACUGGGAUCCUUGAUGAAACUCCCAAGCCAAGCUCGUAUAAACAAAACUGCAUACAAUCCAAUGACCAUGAAAAGUCAACAUAUAAAUUCAUACACAUAAGUAUCCGUUUUCCAUAUCUAUAUUAUAUUAGCGCUCGAACAACCACCGCUCCCUAUUUCCCUUUUCACUUUCCAUUUCUGUUUAUAUCUCACUUUCUGGUGUGCUGCACCCGAUUCCCCUACUUCUGGUGGCUAAUGGCGUUUGGGUCAUGUUUCUUGUAGACAUCUAGUAUAUGUCAUUUCCCUUCAUCCUUGUCCUUGAGAUCUUUCUUUUUUUCCCCUUGUUCUUUUCCGGCGCUGCUUCCUCUUGCUGGGUUGGUUUUUUUUGUCUCCCACUCUGUCAGUUUUUGUACAACUUUCAUCCCAUCGUCUCCCAUAACUUUCUCUUCUCACUUUUGUCAUAUUACCAUGCAACGUUUUAUCUGAGUCGCAUAUUCUAUCUGGUUUUAUUCUCUCUCCUUCAACUGUACGUUUCUUAUGUGGCUGUAUUCUCUAAAUGCUUCUCUUUUUCUUCACAAACAUCAAAACAUUGCCAAAAGAGAGGGGUAGAGAAGAAGGAAAUGUAAGGUGAAAAAAACAACCUUGUACACCGACUCCUUUCCUCCUCCUUUUAAAACCAAUUCUUCAUUUUUCAGCAUCUCUUGUCUCUAUCCUGAGUUCUGUCGUGUUUAUUUAACCCUGUAUCAUCUUUUCAACGACGUCUGAGAAUCCAAGCCCUAGUUGAGAAGCAACUUUGUAUUUAAUUUAUCCUCAUUUAUAUAUUUAUAUUGUAUUCUCACG
This is a messenger RNA of Histoplasma capsulatum G186AR, 2722 nucleotides long. RefSeq lists its product as uncharacterized. Lineage: Eukaryota; Fungi; Ascomycota; Eurotiomycetes; Onygenales; Ajellomycetaceae. The coding region runs from base 637 to 1917 and encodes 426 amino acids. The record is from RefSeq and is a predicted model, not a curated record. The transcript has 2 exons.